This is a messenger RNA of Helianthus annuus (common sunflower), 2077 nucleotides long. Its product is annotated as LEAF RUST 10 DISEASE-RESISTANCE LOCUS RECEPTOR-LIKE PROTEIN KINASE-like 1.1. Gene Ontology annotation, molecular function: protein kinase activity; ATP binding. The record is from RefSeq and is a predicted model, not a curated record. Bases 1 to 2019 code for a protein of 672 amino acids. Gene Ontology annotation, biological process: protein phosphorylation. The transcript is spliced from 4 exons. Lineage: Eukaryota; Viridiplantae; Streptophyta; Magnoliopsida; Asterales; Asteraceae.
AUGAUUCUAGUCAUUACUUUUGUGUCCGUUUUCCUAUUGUGCCCACCUCUUCUAUGCUCUGCUGCAUAUGCCAAUACAUCUAAGCCUACCUGCCCAGAAAAUUUCAGCUGUCCAGAUUUUGGUCCCUUCAAGUUCCCAUUUUACAAUACUAAUGAUACUCAUUGUGGUUUGAUCAAGGUUAACUGUACUUCAAGUAAUCAGAGUAUUCAGUUAGGAGGACACUCAUUUCAGAUUAUUGCCAAAAAAUCUCAGGGUCCUUCCGUCAAGAUCCGAAACACCACAUUUGAAAACCUAGUAAGAAGAAAAAGCUGCAAGGCUCUCGUGAAUAAUUUCACUUCUGCAACUCCUCACUUGUUUUCCAUUUCAAUCAGACCUCUCAUGAGCAUGACUAUCUUCAAAUGCCCAAAAGAUUAUGAUACAAAAACUGAUGUUUAUUUUGACCACCCUAAUUAUAAUAGCUACAACUUAUGCAAACAUCACAAUAUCCACUAUAAGUAUCAUAGCAGCAAUACAGCAGUUCCCACUGAUCUCCCACAUGAUUGUGAAGUAAUACAGCUGCCAAGGAUAAAGCAAAUGGUAAAUGGAACAGCAUCUAUUAAUCACACCGAUAUAUUUUCUCUUCUCAGUUCUCGGUAUUCAAUUCGGUUCUGGGCACCUUCCUGUAAUGAGUGUCUCAAACAAGGCAACUGUCUUCAGAGAAAUUUUGAGUGUUUAGAUGCCAAAAAGGGAAAACAAGAUGAAAAACAAAAUGGAAAACAAGAUGAAAAACUAAUACUGAUCCUAGUUCUCACCGGAUCUGCUUUUAUCCUCAUCCUCCUGCUCUCUGCUGCCAUUCUCGUACGUCACUAUAAGAACUAUAUUUUUUCAUAUUUUUUAUCAAAAGAUAGAUCUCCAAACCCUGAAGAUGGAAGUCUCUUCUUUGGCGUUUCCGUUUUCUCCUACACGGAGCUUGAAGAUGCCACCAAAAAUUUCGACCCUUCUCAUGAACUAGGAGAUGGAGGUUUCGGAGCUGUUUAUUAUGGUAAAUUGCAAGACGGGCGAGAGGUUGCAGUGAAGAAACUUUAUGAGAAUAACUACAAGCGAGUCCAGCAUUUCAUGAAUGAGGUUGAAAUUCUCACCAAAUUACGACAUCCACACUUAGUCUUGCUUUAUGGCUGCACGUCUCGACACAGCCGAGAGCUUCUACUUGUUUAUGAGUACAUUCCCAACGGCACCGUUGCUGAUCACCUCCAUGGGGAACAAGCAAAUCCAAGCCUGCUAACAUGGCCGAUCCGUAUCAAAAUUGCCAUUGAAACUGCCAGCGCACUAGCGUAUCUUCAUGCCUCUGAUAUCAUACACCGAGAUGUGAAGACGAACAACAUUCUUCUUGAUCAAAAUUUCUGUGUCAAGGUAGCAGACUUUGGUCUCUCAAGACUCAUACCGAAUAAUGUCACGCAUGUGUCAACAGCCCCUCAGGGAACUCCAGGAUACUUGGAUCCUCAAUAUCACCAACGUUAUCAAUUAACAGAUAAGAGUGAUGUUUACAGCUUUGGAGUUGUCCUGAUCGAACUAAUAUCAUCAAUGGCACCUCUCGAUUUAAACAGGUCUCAAGACGAUAUUAGUUUGGCAAACCUUGCUUUAAACAGGAUCAAAGCGUCUGCAAUUGAUCAAUUAAUUGACCCGGUAUUAGAAUCCAAUUCGAAUCCUGAAAUCAAGAACAUGAUCACAUCAGUAGCUGAGUUGGCUUUUCGAUGCUUACAAUACCAUUCUGAGAUGAGGCCUACAAUGCACGAGGUGUUGGAUGUGUUGAUGGAAAUUCAAGCGGAGAGAAGAAUAGAUGUUGGUGACAGUAUCAAAGAUUUGGAAACAUUGAAUCCGCCAGCUCUGUCCAAAAUCAAGGAUUCUGCGUUUUUGUUGAAAGAUUUCCCGCCUUCGCCUGUCUCCAUCAGUAGUAAAUGGCAAAGCAAUAACAGUGCACCAACUAUGCUAAGCAGCAAUGGAGAUAGGUUGCCAAUUAAAAUGUUAUCAGUAACAAAUUAACUCAAGUAUGUUAAAGUCUUUUAAUUCAUCACUUAUGUAUUCUAAAUAACAUAUGUAA